AGAUAUUUUCAGCAUACAAACUUUCCGUACAACAUGAAGCUAGAAAUUUCGAAGCAAUCAAGCAGUAGCAAAAAUAUCUUAUCCAUUCCAACUGUCCUGAUAUAAACUCUGGCUUUUUAGAUCUCAAAGUCUCAACUCAACAAAAGAAGAGAAAUUGAAGUGUAGAAUAUAGAGAAAUGGAGUGUGAUAAGAGGCCAAACAGGAGUGACAUUCACUUACCAAGGGAAGAAGCAGCAAGAAUUGAAGAUGAGACAAAGGAGUACUUUGAUCAAUUAGCACCUCAGCGCCAUACUAAGCCUCAGAGGAGUGAGUAUUCUUCUCAGUAUGUGGAUGCCCUUGCUGAAAAUCAUAACAACAGCAACACAGAAUAUGAUGAGUUUCAGCGUCUCCAAAGUCAUCCUGAGAAACUAGUAUACAAUGGAAGCCAAGUGCCUGAGGAAUUCACUGAGACAGAGUACUACAAGGAUCUGAACUGCAUUGACAAGCAACACCACACGACAGGAACAGGAUUCAUCAAAAUGGAAAAUGCAUCUGGAAAAUGCUUCAGCCUAGGCCUCAACUCUACCAAUGACUGUCAUGACUCAUGCAAGGGGAACCCAGCUACUAAUGACUGGAUUCCUUCGGCUGAUAAUAUGGUAACUUUUUCUUCGGACAAGCCAAAGAGGAGUGACAACUGAAAUGGCCAAUACUGUCUUCAAAUAAGAGCUAGAUGUUCUUGCAUGGUUCCUUAGCUUUCUAUUAUGAUUGUCUUGGUUCCAAGUGUGGCAAAUAAUUUUAUUCUGGGGAUUGUAUUAGUUUCGAGUGUGUAUGUGUAGUCUGCUUUUGUUAUUAGAAUGAUGGUUCUAGCUUCUGUGAUGAUUUUAUAUAUAUUGUUAAAUAAGAAUAAUCAAACUCAGUUGAGAGA
Pistacia vera is the source of this 904-nucleotide messenger RNA. RefSeq lists its product as uncharacterized. NCBI's taxonomy places the organism in Eukaryota, Viridiplantae, Streptophyta, Magnoliopsida, Sapindales, Anacardiaceae. The coding region runs from base 177 to 677 and encodes 166 amino acids. The transcript has 4 exons. The record is from RefSeq and is a predicted model, not a curated record.